AUGCGGUUUGAGAAUAGCAGACAGGCAAGCGGCAGGAUGGAGUCGACAAAGCGGACCAGGCUCGCGUGCAUAGGUGAUCACGAAUUUUACGUGGUUACAAGGUUUGUCGGGCCGGUGAGGGUGUCGUUUGAGCUCGAAGCAGUGCCCGCUACCACACGUAGCGAUGUGCCACCGGUUGCAACGGGAGAAUUGGUCGUCAUAGACUCAACAGCCUCGGGAAAGGGUAGAACGGCGCAGGAUGACUUCUAUCAGAUCGUCAUAGGACCAGUCUUCGAGAAGUUGAACCUUCACCAUACGCUGAUUAAGACGACGUCACGUGAUAGCAUAUCUUCCUAUGCUAGAACUCUUGACACCGGCCGUUCUUACACAGUUAUGCUUCUCUCCGGCGAUACUAGCAUCUCGGAGCUCAUCAAUAAUCUGCCUCAGAGAUUUUGUGGCUCCGAGUUGUCGGUUCUGCCCUUUCCUCUGGGAAGCGGAAACGCUUGGGCGAGUUCGCUGGGAUUCUUGGAUCCCGCAGAAACGCUUCACUCGUUCUUGACAGGUUCGCUGUCUUCAAAGCACUUUCCAUUGUAUAGAGCGGUCUUCCCAAAUGGCUACUCAAUCGUGUUCUUCAUCAUUUUGUCCCUGGGGUUCCAUGCCAACAUGUUGCACGCUUGUGAAGCGCCGGAGUAUAAACGCAUGGGUAAUGAAAGAUUUCGCGAGGCUGGGGGCCGGGUUUUGGCGCAGUACGACCUUGAUCUCGGCAUCACCGCCGGCGGCCUAACAAAUUCGUACUCGUAUUUUGCUCUUAUUAACACACCAAACUUGGAGCCGGCAUAUACGCCGUCGCCGCAGUCGAAUCCGCUCAGGCACGAACUACAUGUUCUGGCGUACUCGAGCAGUUUGGGAAAGGACCAACUGUUGGCCAGCAUAAUGAAAGGCUAUCGGUUGAAGAAAGGCGAAGAAUUACCGAAAGAGGCGGGCACAACGUACCUGCCAAUGACCACUGACUUCGAUGUGAAACUGAACAUUGACCCAGAAAAGGCUCCGAGGUAUAAAUUUGAGAUAUGCUGCGAUGGUGUGUUGCUGAACCUCUUGGAUCUGCAAUCAGAGGAUACUGUUAAGAACACAAUCCAUAUUGAAUUCCCACACCAUUAUUCUGGUUUCAACCUGAAAGUACUGUCACCGAGGUAG
Molecule: messenger RNA, 1173 nt
Organism: Torulaspora globosa
Lineage: Eukaryota; Fungi; Ascomycota; Saccharomycetes; Saccharomycetales; Saccharomycetaceae
Exons: 1
Coding region: 1-1173 (390 amino acids)
Biological process (GO): sphingosine biosynthetic process
Cellular component (GO): cytoplasm; membrane; intracellular membrane-bounded organelle
Source: RefSeq, a predicted model, not a curated record